Molecule: messenger RNA, 687 nt
Organism: Bacillus rossius redtenbacheri
Lineage: Eukaryota; Metazoa; Arthropoda; Insecta; Phasmatodea; Bacillidae
Gene: mRpL50
Product: large ribosomal subunit protein mL50
Exons: 5
Coding region: 31-639 (202 amino acids)
Cellular component (GO): mitochondrion; mitochondrial large ribosomal subunit
Source: RefSeq, a predicted model, not a curated record
UGUGUAUCACAUGGUACAACUAUAAUAAACAUGGCGGCGCUCAUGAAGCAUGGAUUGCUAUGUUCAAGCCAAGAGCUGAGAAAUUCAGUACCUUGCGUUUUUAUGAUAUUCUGCCGACAAUAUAAGAGAGAUGUGAGGCCGUUCAAACAUAUACGUUUGGAAUCGAGAGCGGAAUCACUUGCAGCCAAAGGGUUCCUGAGGUCGUACAAGCCGUACACACCGCCGCCAGACGUGGGCGACAGGUUCCGCGCGAUCUGCCGGUCGGUGCUGGGACCGGAGGCGGCCGACAAUGACGGUGUUCGCUUUGGCUGCCCAGAAGAGAAGUUCAGGCUCCUCGCUGCAUGCUUCCGGGAGUUCCAGCAUGGCAUCCCCAACUCGAAGCUGCACAAAGUGACUACACUAGGGGACGUGGUGCAGUUCUACGGGACACCCACGAACACCAUCACGCCAUUGGAGGGCAUGAAGCAAGCCAGCCUGCCCCCGAACCUCCACGUUCAGUACGACUACCACCGCUUCCACCCAGAAACAGACACAAAGUUUGGUGGCAUCAGUGCAUUCCCGCAGAGCUCGACGUUAGUCACUGGCCUCAAGUACAAAAAGAAGUAUAAAGGCUACAAAGCGAAACCAUCUUGGCCUUAAUCAUAUCAUUAGUGUGUACUUAUCACAAAUAAAAUUUCAGUAAAUCAA